AUGCUCCAUGUGUCCAACCUCACCCGCAACGUUAAGGCGGACCACCUCAAGGAGAUCUUCGGGUCGUACGGCAAGGUAACCUCGGUCGACCUGGCCGUCGACAAGCGGGUCAACCUGCCCAAGGGCUAUGCCUUCGUGGAGUUCGUGGAGAGGGCAGAGGCGGAGCAGGCGCAGCUUUACCUGGACGGAGGGCAGCUGGACGGCAACAGGAUCAAGGUGGCCUUCGUGCUGGUGACCAAGAAGCGCAGGCAGUCGCCCUCGCCCAGGUCGAGGGAAGCUGAACGGCGUGAGCGCGAGCGCGAGCGUGAACGUGCCGGCCGCGGCCGCUUCGCCGGACAGGCGCGCGGAAGCUUCGGCAAUGGCAGCGGGAGCUUCAGCGGCCAGGGAGGCGGUGGAGGCGGCGGAGGACACUACGGGCCCGCCGGGGGCGGCGGCGGAUCCGGCGGCGGUGGAGGCUACGGCGCCAUGGCCGCGGGGGCUGGCUUCCGCGGGAGGGACCGAUCGCCGCCCCGUGGCGACCGGAGGGGGAGUGGGGGAUUCGGCGGGUCUACCUCGUAUGCCGACAGGGCACGGAGCCCCCCUCGGAGGAGAUCCUCCCCCCCCCGCAACCGCCGCUCCGACAGGAGGAGCCGCAGCCCUGUGCGCCGUCGUCGGUCUCCCUCGCCCAGGAGGAGGUCGUUCGGAAACAGGCGCAGGUCGCGCAGCAGGAGCCGGUCCCGCAGCCGCAGCAGGAACAGGCGCCGUGGGGGCCGGUCGUCCUCAUCCUCCAGCUCCGGCAGCGGCAGCGGCAGCGGCAGCGGCAGCGGCAGCGGCAGCGGUAGGAGCCGCAGCAGGAGCUCCGCGUCCAAGUCGAGCUCCUCGUCGAGCAAGAGCGGCGGCGGCAGCAACAGGAGGUCGGCGUCCCGCUCUCCGGCGGCGAAAGCCCCAGCCACCGCGGAGGCGUGAUGCGGAAAUUUCCAAGAAGUUUCUCACUGCUGGAGGGGAAGUUUUCUCUGUCGGCGGUUCCUCACGGGCGGGGCACCGUGUGAAGCGCGUGUAGGGCACCCCCCGUUCAACGCCUCCCUUCAGCAAAGUUCAGUGCACGCAUAGUGCGUUGUCGGAAGAGUAGAGGGGGCGCCAAAGACCUGAUGUAUCAAGAGCUUCUUCGACAAAACAAGAACAUACCACACCGUUAUGCAUGUUUGGUUCGGUUUUUUCGCCCUUUUCUCAUUUUCGACUUUGUUUGACUGCCGGCCAACAAGUUGUAGCCGGGGGUGGGGGAGGUACGCACUGGCGGCGUGUGCCUUGUGGAACAUAAUGAAAGAUGAUAUUCAACGACUUGAGGGUGUAGGGGUGCAAGGUAUGCAUAGUGUGGUUGCGACGGCGUGAUCUCAAAGAGCUGCUUCGUAAGAGAUGGCGCUUCGGUAUUGUUCGGGGGAUGGAAAGGAUCGAGUAGGGGAGGGGAGCGCGCACCCCCAUGGUUCUGUCCCUGUGUUAAAAGGUCGAUGCGUCUGUCGGUUGCGGCUGAUCGUGGCGUGAACAUGGCAAAUUCGUGACACCUCUGUGUGGACGUGGGUGGCAACCGCGCGUAGCAGGCGCCCGGAGAAAAGUAGUUACUACGGAGUAUUUCUUAGGAUGGAAGGUUCUUCAGAACUGUCCCAGGAUCAU
Molecule: messenger RNA, 1647 nt
Organism: Ectocarpus siliculosus
Lineage: Eukaryota; Phaeophyceae; Ectocarpales; Ectocarpaceae
Source: the annotation of a GenBank genome assembly